Microdochium trichocladiopsis is the source of this 1170-nucleotide messenger RNA. RefSeq lists its product as uncharacterized. The record is from RefSeq and is a predicted model, not a curated record. Bases 1 to 1170 code for a protein of 389 amino acids. The transcript has 4 exons. NCBI's taxonomy places the organism in Eukaryota, Fungi, Ascomycota, Sordariomycetes, Xylariales, Microdochiaceae.
AUGGCCGCAUCCUCGUCCUCGGCAUCGUCGUAUGCUUCUACCUCAAUCACGCGCCCGCCCUCGUACGGGACAUAUCCUCCCACGUUCUCCUCGCACGAAUCCCAAUACACCACCCCGGACUCCGUUUCGGCACUCUCCAGCGACUAUGAUCAGCUCGUCGAGGCGUUGCGGCCCCUUGAUCUGGGACCACCAGGCUACCAAGCAACAAUAGUCUUGUUCGAGGGCACGGCCGAGGAGAAGACCAUCUAUCUCGGCCCGUGGGAAGUGGUGGGCAACGAGGAGCGUCGCGUCUUAUGGCAGUGCAGUUACCAGAUGGAACGGCUCGAGCACUUUCUACCUCCAUUGCCGGCCGACACCAUACCCCACACUCUUCAUGCCAGGCACCGGCAAUUUGCCAAUCCCUUCGAGCUGGAACAGUUUGUCACCUUCCGCACCAGGCAGCGUGUUCGAUAUACCAACGAGGACGGCGAGGUGUUACUCGACCAGCCGAUCGAAGUCAAGUACGAGUUUACCUCGGUCGAGGCAUCUUUUCAGUUCCAGGGAGAUCUGAGGAGGAAGGACUUGGUCGACUGCUUCGACGUUGAUGUUGUCUGGACAGACACCCACGGCCGGACAGAUUCUUUUGGUAGCGUCAAGGGAAUUGGAACAGUGCAACGCCUCAAGCUCUGGGCCGACCAGUACAGCUCGGCCCACUCGCUCACCGUAUUCGCGAACCGCGUAGACAGGGACCGGCGCUACAAGGAAUAUUUUGUCGAGCACUUCGAGGGCGAAGUCAAGUCCCGCGAUGACCGACGCCGGUCGCUGCGUCUGGCUGUGCGUGGGCGGCGCGGGAGUGCUCCAGAAGGCUCGAGUCGAUCCCUAGGCGGCCUGAUCAGGGCUCGGCAACGGUCUGUAGGAUCAGUGACAUCGCCCACGAGCGGCGGGCCCGACAUCCGGUAUCUGGGGAUACAGUUCAGCCGGUCGGAAGAUUAUCGAAGAUUUAUCGAGGCUUGGAUCAUAGCCCACAGCACGGACAGCGAGUUUCGAGGCGUCGCGUAUCCCCAGAACCGCUUCGAGCUGCCGUCGCCCGAGAUGCCCUCCAACAUACCGUACGAUCUGGGCAGCAGCGAGCUGUACUAUUCGCAAAUGCUCCCGGUGCCAGAGGUCGACGACGAUCAGAUCCCACCUUGA